Mytilus trossulus (common blue mussel) is the source of this 638-nucleotide messenger RNA. RefSeq names its product DNA-binding transcriptional regulator BolA-like. The record is from RefSeq and is a predicted model, not a curated record. The coding region runs from base 99 to 497 and encodes 132 amino acids. Gene Ontology annotation, cellular component: mitochondrion. Lineage: Eukaryota; Metazoa; Mollusca; Bivalvia; Mytilida; Mytilidae. The transcript has 6 exons.
GCCAAUGAAAUAGGGUCUUUUAAAUCUUCACCAGGUCAAAUUAUAGGUCGUCAUUGUCAAAAGAGGCAUAGUGAAGAAAAUGUGUAUUAAUUUAUAAAAUGCUGAAAGGAUUUAGGAGGUUGUCCCAGAAUUACAAGUUGAAUUUCUGUCGUAUGUCACAAAUGGCUGAAUCUGCUGUGCAGAAACCAGUGGAAAGUUCGAUUACAAAGAAAUUAACAGAUGGACUUAAACCACAGCAUUUAGAAGUUAUAAAUGAAAGUUUUAUGCACAAUGUGCCAAAAGGAUCUGAAAGUCAUUUUAAAGUUGUAGUUAUAUCAGAUAUGUUUGAAGGUCAGCCACUGAUUAAGCGACAUAGAAUGAUAAAUGAAAACUUAGCAGAUGAACUCCAAGGAUCCGUGCAUGCACUGUCAAUAAUUGCAAAAACACCAAAACAAUGGGAAGAUUCAGGUCAGAAGGUUGGUAAAUCUCCACCAUGCCAAGGAGGUUCUGGAUUGUGACAAAGACUGUGAUGUAUUGAGGAAAACAAUGAAAAAAUUCUAUUUCACUAUUUAAACUUUUGUAUGUGACAGAUACUCAAAUAUUUAUUUGAAAGAAUGUAAAAAAGAAGGAGAAUUAAAAAAGCCAUUUAUGACAAUAGU